Molecule: messenger RNA, 5165 nt
Organism: Coregonus clupeaformis (lake whitefish)
Lineage: Eukaryota; Metazoa; Chordata; Actinopteri; Salmoniformes; Salmonidae
Exons: 5
Coding region: 191-1051 (286 amino acids)
Source: RefSeq, a predicted model, not a curated record
UCUGUCGGUGCAGUCACUGCUCGCUUUUGAGACCAACGCAUGAGACUAGCAAAUUACGGACAGAAUGUCGCGGAAUGUCAAGUUUAUCCGAUAGUUACAAACAAAUGUUUUCUGCAUUGUUUCACCCGUGGUCUAAGACUGGCAUCAAGUUCAGGGUUGGUAACAGGUGUCUGGAGAGGAGACUGGCAGUAUGGAGCUGCUACCGCAGGGGAGAACAGGAGAGACAGUCAUCAGCCAGGACACGGUCAAGGGACAGGAGGUGGCCAAGUGUCCCCUGGACCUCCCAGAGUACCAGACCACCCAGCCACAGCCACAGCCACAUCCACCACCCAAUGUUAUUACCCAACAGCCACUGUUUAACGGGACAGCUGGGGAACACACAGCAGAGCUCCCAGGGCCCUCUGUAAGGUCUGACAGAGCUGAUGAUGAAGAUAGCGAUGACUCUAUGACAGAUCUCAGCACAACUGACGACGUGUCACACCUCCUACCAAACAGGGUACCAACAAACCCAUACCAACUACAGAAAGUAGAGCCUCCCACCGGGGUCCCUCUGUCGUCCAGUCCGAAAACGUCCCCCAAAACCCUGACCAACGGAGCCUCUCCCUCCCCUGUCUGUACCCCUCCGUCUGCCUCUAAUAACCAGAGAGGAUGGAGCCCUCCUCAGCCUCCUCAACCCCCUGCCUGUAACAGGCACCAUGGACACCCUGAUAAAAAACAACACCUACCAUCCACCACCAAGAGCCAGAACUCAUUGAAAGCUGACGCCACCCAGAUAAAGGAAAUAGCUGGAGAUGACUGCUGUGUACACUGUGUCCUGGCCUGUCUGUUCUGUGAGGUGCUGUCCCUGUGUUCGGUGGUGGCCCAGUGUCUGGCCUGUGGAGAGGGCUGUGAGGUGAUGUGCUGCUGUGGAGAGGGGGCUGCCGGCGGCUUGGCCUGCGGGGAGGACGCCUGCUCUGCCCUGUUGGAUUGUGGGAUACUGGAGGACUGCUGCGAAUCUUCAGACUGUCUGGAGAUCUGUCUGGAGUGUUGUUCUAUCUGCUUCCCUGUGUAGAAGAAGAAGAAGAAGAAGAAGAAGAAGAAGAAGAAUGGAGGAAGAGGAAGAAGAACAUUGAAGUAUUUGACAGAAAACAGAUGCUAUUUUAACCCUGGUUUUGCUAGACCAGUGGAGUGGCUCUGUGUUAGGCCUCCCAAACUGACUGGGCCCGAAUAGAUAGGACAAAUGACCACAACCACCAUGUUGAACGCUUUUUAUUACCCCCCUAGGAUGUCUUUGUUCUACACCAACAUUGAUUGAAGUUUGGGUUUUGGGUUUAUUUAGUGUCAGUGUUUCUUUAAAUUAUUUUGCAAAGCCAUUAGGCCACAGCACAGGUUGAGGAUAGGAUGUUGCACUGAGCAGUCCGACCAGUCAGGUUGAGAUGUUGCACUGAGCAGUCCGACCAGUCAGGUUGAGGAUGGGAUGUUGCACUGAGCAGUCCGACCAGUCAGGUUGAGGAUGGGAUGUUGCACUGAGCAGUCCGACCAGUCAGGUUGAGAUGUUGCACUGAGCAGUCCGACCAGUCAGGUUGAGGUUGAGAUGUUGCACUGAGCAGUCCGACCAGUCAGGUUGAGGAUGGGAUGUUGCACUGAGCAGUCCGACCAGUCAGGUUGAGAUGUUGCACUGAGCAGUCCGACCAGUCAGGUUGAGGAUAGGAUGUUGCACUGAGCAGUCCGACCAGUCAGGUUGAGAUGUUGCACUGAGCAGUCCGACCAGUCAGGUUGAGGUUGAGAUGUUGCACUGAGCAGUCCGACCAGUCAGGUUGAGGAUGGGAUGUUGCACUGAGCAGUCCGACCAGUCAGGUUGAGGAUGUUGCACUGAGCAGUCCGACCAGUCAGGUUGAGAUGUUGCACUGAGCAGUCCGACCAGUCAGGUUGAGGAUAGGAUGUUGCACUGAGCAGUCCGACCAGUCAGGUUGAGAUGUUGCACUGAGCAGUCCGACCAGUCAGGUUGAGGUUGAGAUGUUGCACUGAGCAGUCCGACCAGUCAGGUUGAGGAUGGGAUGUUGCACUGAGCAGUCCGACCAGUCAGGUUGAGGAUGUUGCACUGAGCAGUCCGACCAGUCAGGUUGAGAUGUUGCACUGAGCAGUCCGACCAGUCAGGUUGAGGUUGAGAUGUUGCACUGAGCAGUCCGACCAGUCAGGUUGAGGAUGGGAUGUUGCACUGAGCAGUCCGACCAGUCAGGUUGAGAUGUUGCACUGAGCAGUCCGACCAGUCAGGUUGAGGAUGGGAUGUUGCACUGAGCAGUCCGACCAGUCAGGUUGAGGAUGGGAUGUUGCACUGAGCAGUCCGACCAGUCAGGUUGAGAUGUUGCACUGAGCAGUCCGACCAGUCAGGUUGAGGAUGAGAUGUUGCACUGAGCAGUCCGACCAGUCAGGUUGAGGAUGUGAUGUUGCACUGAGCAGUCCGACCAGUCAGGUUGAGGAUGGGAUGUUGCACUGAGCAGUCCGACCAGUCAGGUUGAGGAUGAGAUGUUGCACUGAGCAGUCCGACCAGUCAGGUUGAGGAUGUUGCACUGAGCAGUCCGACCAGUCAGGUUGAGGAUGGGAUGUUGCACUGAGCAGUCCGACCAGUCAGGUUGAGGAUGAGAUGUUGCACUGAGCAGUCCGACCAGUCAGGUUGAGGAUGAGAUGUUGCACUGAGCAGUCCGACCAGUCAGGUUGAGGAUAGGAUGUUGCACUGAGCAGUCCGACCAGUCAGGUUGAGGAUGGGAUGUUGCACUGAGCAGUCCGACCAGUCAGGUUGAGGAUGUGAUGUUGCACUGAGCAGUCCGACCAGUCAGGUUGAGAUGUUGCACUGAGCAGUCCGACCAGUCAGGUUGAGGAUGGGAUGUUGCACUGAGCAGUCCGACCAGUCAGGUUGAGGAUGGGAUGUUGCACUGAGCAGUCCGACCAGUCAGGUUGAGGAUGAGAUGUUGCACUGAGCAGUCCGACCAGUCAGGUUGAGGAUGAGAUGUUGCACUGAGCAGUCCGACCAGUCAGGUUGAGGAUGUGAUGUUGCACUGAGCAGUCCGACCAGUCAGGUUGAGAUGUUGCACUGAGCAGUCCGACCAGUCAGGUUGAGGAUGGGAUGUUGCACUGAGCAGUCCGACCAGUCAGGUUGAGAUGUUGCACUGAGCAGUCCGACCAGUCAGGUUGAGGAUGAGAUGUUGCACUGAGCAGUCCGACCAGUCAGGUUGAGGAUGGGAUGUUGCACUGAGCAGUCCGACCAGUCAGGUUGAGGAUGUGAUGUUGCACUGAGCAGUCCGACCAGUCAGGUUGAGAUGUUGCACUGAGCAGUCCGACCAGUCAGGUUGAGGAUGGGAUGUUGCACUGAGCAGUCCGACCAGUCAGGUUGAGGAUGGGAUGUUGCACUGAGCAGUCCGACCAGUCAGGUUGAGGAUGAGAUGUUGCACUGAGCAGUCCGACCAGUCAGGUUGAGGAUGAGAUGUUGCACUGAGCAGUCCGACCAGUCAGGUUGAGGAUGUGAUGUUGCACUGAGCAGUCCGACCAGUCAGGUUGAGAUGUUGCACUGAGCAGUCCGACCAGUCAGGUUGAGGAUGGGAUGUUGCACUGAGCAGUCCGACCAGUCAGGUUGAGAUGUUGCACUGAGCAGUCCGACCAGUCAGGUUGAGGAUGAGAUGUUGCACUGAGCAGUCCGACCAGUCAGGUUGAGGAUGGGAUGUUGCACUGAGCAGUCCGACCAAUCAGGUUGAGGAUGAGAUGUUGCACUGAGCAGUCCGACCAGUCAGGUUGAGGAUGAGAUGUUGCACUGAGCAGUCCGACCAGUCAGGUUGAGGAUGGGAUGUUGCACUGAGCAGUCCGACCAGUCAGGUUGAGGAUGGGAUGUUGCACUGAGCAGUCCGACCAGUCAGGUUGAAGAUGUGAUGUUGCACUGAGCAGUCCGACCAGUCAGGUUGAGGAUGGGAUGUUGCACUGAGCAGUCCGACCAGUCAGGUUGAGGAUGUGAUGUUGCACUGAGCAGUCCGACCAGUCAGGUUGAGGAUGUGAUGUUGCACUGAGCAGUCCGACCAGUCAGGUUGAGGAUGGGAUGUUGCACUGAGCAGUCCGACCAGUCAGGUUGAGGAUGGGAUGUUGCACUGAGCAGUCCGACCAGUCAGGUUGAGGAUGGGAUGUUGCACUGAGCAGUCCGACCAGUCAGGUUGAGGAUGAGAUGUUGCACUGAGCAGUCCGACCAGUCAGGUUGAGGAUGGGAUGUUGCACUGAGCAGUCCGACCAGUCAGGAUGAGAUGUUGCACUGAGCAGUCCGACCAGUCAGGUUGAGGAUGGGAUGUUGCACUGAGCAGUCCGACCAGUCAGGUUGAGGAUGGGAUGUUGCACUGAGCAGUCCGACCAGUCAGGUUGAGGAUGGGAUGUUGCACUGAGCAGUCCGACCAGUCAGGUUGAGGAUGGGAUGUUGCACUGAGCAGUCCGACCAGACAGGUUGAGGAUGGGAUGUUGCACUGAGCAGUCCGACCAGACAGGUUGAGGAUGGGAUGUUGCACUGAGCAGUCCGACCAGUCAGGUUGAGGAUGGGAUGUUGCACUGAGCAGUCCGACCAGUCAGGUUGAGGAUGGGAUGUUGCACUGAGCAGUCCGACCAGACAGGUUGAGGAUGGGAUGUUGCACUGAGCAGUCCGACCAGUCAGGUUGAGGAUGAGAUGUUGCACUGAGCAGUCCGACCAGUCAGGUUGAGGAUGAGAUGUUGCACUGAGCAGUCCGACCAGUCAGGUUGAGGAUGGGAUGUUGCACUGAGCAGUCCGACCAGUCAGGUUGAGGAUGGGAUGUUUCACUGAGCAGUCCGACCAGUCAGGUUGAGGAUGGGAUGUUGCACUGAGCAGUCCGACCAGUCAGGUUGAGGAUGGGAUGUUGCACUGAGCAGUCCGACCAGUCGUAAAAUUGAAUUCAUUCUCAAAAAUGGAAGGUUUUUAAUGGCAAGCUAGGAAUAAAGGAUGAAUACUAUAAGCUGAAUAAGGAAUGACACGUCAACAUUGAGGAAGUUAUGGGAUGACUGUAGAACAUGACAGUAAAAGUACAGUGAUACAGAUGGAGGAUCUUCAUUUGAGACAGUUUCCUAUAGCAGGAAAAUAAUCCUGCAGCAACAGGAAAUGUGAAUUAUUAUGUGGAUUAUAAUUAAUGGACAUUUUUGUAGGG